This is a messenger RNA of Cryptomeria japonica (Japanese cedar), 888 nucleotides long. RefSeq lists its product as uncharacterized. NCBI's taxonomy places the organism in Eukaryota, Viridiplantae, Streptophyta, Pinopsida, Cupressales, Cupressaceae. The record is from RefSeq and is a predicted model, not a curated record. Bases 1 to 888 code for a protein of 295 amino acids. Gene Ontology annotation, molecular function: nucleic acid binding; RNA-DNA hybrid ribonuclease activity. The transcript has a single exon.
AUGGAAGAAGAUCAACUACAAGAUUGUCGGAGGUGCACCUUUGAAAUACAAGCUUCACCAUCCUAUCGUACAGUCGAACAAGAGGUUAAAGGUGAGAUUAGUCAAAUAUUAGAAGAAUUCAAUGGAAAUACCAUGGAAACCCAAACCCUACCACCCCCACAGGAGGAAAUGGAAGAGCAAGCUUCAGUAUGGUCUCAAUAUGAAGAGGUAGCAUGGAUCCUGAGGUUUGACAGAUCCUAUUCCAAGAAAGGGGCAGGAAUUGGUUUUAAGUUAACCAGUCCUGAUGGGGAGAUGUUUCUCAUAGCUCGUCAACUCCAAUUCCCCUACACCAACAAUGUAGCUGAGUAUGAGUUGCUAGUUCAUGGAUUAUUGUUCGCCAUAAGUAAGGGAGCUAAAAUGGUACAAGCCUAUGGUGAUUCAGAGAUAGUGGUCAAGCAAGUGAGAAAGAAAUAUGUUUGCCAUGAUAAGAGGUUGUCCCAUUAUUGUAACAAAGUUUGGGAUCUUUUGGAAAGCUUUGAUGCCAUCAACAUCCGGUCAGUAGGGCGAGUAGAUAACCAAAUUGCGAACACGUUAGCUCAAGCAGCCAGUUCACUGGAACCUCUUACCAUAGGAAACAUGGAUCAUCUGUCCAUAGAGUUGUCACUGAAUCCCUUAAUCCCAAAUAACAUCACAAAUUUUCAAGUAUUUGAAGACAAUGGUCAAAUCCAAGAAUCCUUAACAAGCUUAGACAUAUUUAUAGCCCAAAUGAUUGAUGAGGAGGAAAUAAAAGAAGAAGCAGAAUUGGAUGAUGACAGAGUUUUGAACUUGAAAAAAAAUUUCAUCCCUAAAGGAAUGAUACAGUUGGAAAUAAUGUAUGAUCAAGACCAAAUUAAUGAGAUGAAACGUUAG